AUGCCGCAAGCAUGGAAUCAAGCACUGGUGCGCAUCGCUUCUGCCAAGGAUCCGAAUGCCUUGCCAACGGACGACCGCGUGCUCUUCUACGAUGACCGCACCAUCACCAUCUACGACAAGUUUGCCAAGGCGCAAUACCACUUUCUCGUGCUCCCACGCAUUCCCUUCAAGCUCGCAGACGGUCGCGAAAAGGGCAACCCUACUCAGGCGCCUCCCGCUCUCUCAGCCACGAAUGGCAAACUCACACUCGGAGCCACUUCGUCCAACGUCGUGCCUGCAUCUCACCUCCGGAACAUCUCGGCUCUCAUGACGAGUCCUUAUGUUACCGAGGUGCUGGCUGCUGUGCGCGAGGCGAGCGAUCGUGUCUUGGACCACAUCCGUGAUGACAUGCAGCGCAAUUACGGCGUCACCUGGUCCAUCGACCGCGCUUUCCACGCCGUGCCUAGCAUGGAGCAUCUGCAUCUGCACGUUGCGUCCAUGGACCUCGUCUCGGCCCGCCUCAAGCACAAGAAGCACUACCUCUCAUUUGUGCCCACCGUCGACUUUGCACAACGCCUCGACGAUGUGGACAAGAUGGUGACGGCAGGCAAACAGGCAUUGCCGAAAAGCGAAAGAGCGUACGAAAAUCUGCUCAAUGGGCCGCUCAUCAGCCAUCAUACGGGUCAAAGAUUCAAGUUCUUCCCCGAGCUCAAGGCGCAUCUGGAAUCGCACUGGCGCGAUACGGUGCUUGCGCAGGGUAGACCAGAGAGCCAUCCAACCAGCACCCGGUCCAAGAGGGCAGCAAGCAACGGCGCUGGAGAACAUGCCGCUCACCGUCGCAAGGUGGAGUGCCACCAGCUAGAAAGCACCGCUGGGCCCAACGCGGCCGAGUCGGACACCGAUGAAGAACCUGCGUUGCCGCUGAGGUGA
Moesziomyces antarcticus is the source of this 909-nucleotide messenger RNA. RefSeq names its product HIT-like protein. The coding region runs from base 1 to 909 and encodes 302 amino acids. Gene Ontology annotation, molecular function: single-stranded DNA binding; mismatched DNA binding; DNA 5'-adenosine monophosphate hydrolase activity. NCBI's taxonomy places the organism in Eukaryota, Fungi, Basidiomycota, Ustilaginomycetes, Ustilaginales, Ustilaginaceae. Gene Ontology annotation, cellular component: nucleus. The transcript has a single exon. Gene Ontology annotation, biological process: single strand break repair; double-strand break repair. The record is from RefSeq and is a predicted model, not a curated record.